GUCUCAAAGUCAAGGCUUCAAUGCUGGACAGAUGCUUGGUCAGAAGACUGGUUUGGAAGAUGGGUAUAGGCUAGGCUGGGAGAAGGGAGCAGGUGUUGCAUCAGAGCUUGGGUUUUAUGUUGGAUUCUGUCAAAAGAUAUUACAGGAAUUAAAAGAUUCUCCGGCAGGCAAGCAAAGGCCCACCAAAGCAGCCCAAUCCUUGCUGAAGUUAGUUGAUGAAUUUCCUCUGACAAACCCUACACAUCCACAGCUGUUUGAACUAGUACAGCAAAUAAGAUCCAAAUUUAAGCAGCUGACAUCUGUGCUGGGUAUCAAUCCUAGCUAUAAUUGGAGUGAACCAGAGAGUAAGGGUGUAUCGUUUUGAUGAGGAAAACUGGACAGGCCUAGUAAUGCCUGUUAAUUAGGGGAGCAUUACCAAAUGCACAUGUUAUCAGCAGUCCAGAUUGCUUGUAAAUCACUGACAGAAUGAGAAAUCCUCUGGAUUUCUGGGUUUCAUCUACAAGGAUGUGUCAAAUGUAGAAAAUCACUUACACAUUGGAAGUAUCAGUUGAAGUAAAGAACAUCUUGUAUACACAUUGGAAUCAACAGUUGAAAGAAAGAGCGUCUUGUACGUUCUCCGAUGUUAAGAAAUGGAGGUCCUGAUAUCAGAUUAAUUUGGAUUACUUCCGAUUACCAGAAGGAAGAGACACUAAGUUUCCAAUGUGAAAUAAGAAACUCCCAUUUCAUAAUUCUAUAAAUAUCGUUUAUUACUCAACUAGAGGCACAUCCCCAUCUAUACCUACUAGGAACACCAGGCCAUGAUGAGGAAACGCUGCAGUGUAACUUAUGACAGUAUUUACUAAGAGAUGGACUGAUGCAAAUAAAUCGAUUUACGACAACAAA
Molecule: messenger RNA, 882 nt
Organism: Pecten maximus
Lineage: Eukaryota; Metazoa; Mollusca; Bivalvia; Pectinida; Pectinidae
Product: protein LTO1 homolog
Source: RefSeq, a predicted model, not a curated record